UGCCCGGCCCGCCCCGCGCACGCAGCGAGCCGGGCAGGUGAGCUGCGCCCGCGCCAUGGCAGCCUCAGGGGUGGUUGGAAGAUGCGACAUCCUCAUCGUCUACGGCCCAGAUGCCGAGGAAUGGUGCCAGUACCUCCAGGACCUCUUUCUGUCCAGUCGGCAGGUCCGUAGCCAGAAGACGCUAACUUACAGGCUGAGCCCUGAGACCUCCUUCUCGGCCAAGGACCUGAACUUCUUCCUCAGCUCCCGCUGCGUGGUGGUGCUGCUGUCCGCGGAGCUGGUGCGGUGCUUCUGCCAGCCCACCCUGCUGCCCCUGCUGCAGAGAGCCCUCCAUCCCCCCCACCGCGUGGUGCGCCUGCUCUGCGGGGUGCAGGACAGCGAGGAGUUCCUGGACUACUUCCCAGACUGGGCGCACUGGCAGGAGCUCACCUGCGAGGACGAGCCCGAGACCUACGUGGCAGCUGUGAAGAAGGCCAUUUCGGAAGAUUCUGGCUGUGACUCAGUCACUGACACAGAGACUGAGGACGAGAAAGUCCCUUCCUACUUGAAGCAGCAGAGCCCGGCGCCGCAGACUUCACCCGGGAACCUGAUGGUGGUGCAGCCGGACCGCAUUCGCUGUGGGGCGGAAACCACUGUCUACGUCAUCGUGAGAUGUAAGUUGGAUGAGAGGGUGACGACAGAAGCGGAAUUUUCUCCUGAGGAUUCUCCCUCAUUAAGGGUGGAAGCCAAGCUGGAGAAUGAGUACACCAUUUCCGUGAAGGCCCCCAAUCUUUCAUCUGGGAAUGUUUCUCUAAAGAUCUAUUCCGGGGAGUUAGUGGUGUGCGAAACUGUCAUCAGCUAUUAUACUGACAUGGAGGAAAUUGGGAAUUUAUUAUCCAAUGCUGCGAAUCCUGUGGAGUUUAUGUGUCAGGCCUUUAAAAUUGUGCCCUACAACACAGAGACCCUUGAUAAACUGCUUACUGAGUCCCUGAAGAACAAUAUCCCUGCGAGUGGGCUGCACCUCUUUGGAAUUAACCAACUGGAAGAGGAAGAUAUGAUGACAAACCAGAGGGAAGAAGAGCUGCCCACUUUGUUGCAUUUUGCUGCAAAGUAUGGACUGAAGAACCUCACUGCCUUGUUGCUCACCUGCCCGGGAGCUCUACAGGCAUACAGUGUGGCAAACAAGCACGGCCACUACCCCAACACCAUUGCUGAGAAACAUGGCUUCAGGGACCUACGGCAGUUCAUCGAUGAAUAUGUGGAAACCGUGGACAUGCUGAAGAGUCACAUUAAAGAGGAACUGAUGCAAGGAGAGGAGGCCGACGCCGUGUAUGAGUCCAUGGCCCACCUUUCCACAGACCUGCUCAUGAAGUGCUCCCUCAACCCCGGCUGUGACGAGGAGCUGUACGAGUCCAUGGCUGCCUUUGUCCCAGCUGCCACCGAAGACCUCUAUGUUGAAAUGCUUCAGGCCAGUACAUCUAAUUCAAUCCCUGGAGAUGGCUUCCCUCGGACUACCAAGGACUCUAUGAUCCGCAAAUUUUUAGAAGGUAACAGCAUGGGAAUGGGCAGUCCGGAGAGGGACCUGCACUGCACUGGUCAGGAAGAAGAUGUUUAUCACACAGUGGAUGAUGAUGAGGCCUUUUCCAUGGACCUGGCCAACAGGCCCCCUGUCCCAGUGCCCAGGCCAGAGGCCACUGCCAGUGCUCCCGGCACGCACUACCUGCCUGACAAUGAACCAUACAUUUCUAAAGUUUUUGCAGAAAAAAGUCAAGAGCGGCCUGGGAAUUUCUACGUUUCCUCAGAAAGCAUCAGGAAAGAGCCUCUCGUCAGACCGUGGAGGGACAGGCCCCAGUCAAGUAUAUAUGACCCUUUUGCUGGGAUGAAAACGCCCGGCCAGCGGCAGCUCAUUACCCUCCAGGAGCAGGUGAAGCUGGGCAUCGUCAACGUGGACGAGGCUGUGCUGCACUUCAAAGAGUGGCAGCUCAACCAGAAGAAGAGGUCUGAGUCCUUCCGCUUCCAGCAGGAAAAUCUUAAACGGCUAAGAGAUAGCAUCACCCGAAGACAGAGAGAGAAGCAAAAAUCAGGAAAGCAGGCAGACUUGGAGAUCACGGUCCCCAUUCGGCACUCACAGCAUCUGCCCGGGAAAGUGGAGUUUGGAGUCUAUGAAAGUGGCCCUAGGAAAAGCGUCUUGCCCCCAAGGACGGAGCUACGGCGAGGAGACUGGAAAACAGACAGUACUUCCAGCACCGCAAGCAGCACAAGUAACCGAUCCAGCACUCGGAGCCUUCUCAGUGUGAGCAGCGGGAUGGAGGGGGACAAUGAGGAUAAUGAAGUCCCUGAGGUUACCAGAAGCCGCAGCCCAUGCCCCCCACAAGUGGACGGAGCACCCACUGUGCCCCUUGAGAGGCCCCCCAGGGUACCUCCAAGAGCAGCCUCACAGAGGCCUCCAACCAGGGACACCUUCCAUCCUCCUCCACCUGUUCCACCCAGAGGCCGCUGAUUGCACUUCCUAAAACCUUUCUGCUUCAGGACUUUGAGACUUGCAAGUUCAGCCUGUUAAUGAUGUCUUCGUGUUGAGUAUGAUGGCAUGACUGUUGACCUUAAGACCUGCUCUCAUGGCUGAUACUGUGGAAGCCCUGCUGGUUUGGGCUUUCCUUGAAGAGGAUAUGACUAAGGCCUGAAGAAGUGAAGAACUGAGGCCUUUAUUCACCAUCACCAAGUAUAUUGAUCCAUAUCCUUGUUUACCAAAAGGAGAAAGACUUAAUGGGACUACUUACCUCUAAUUUGGCACGUCAGAAGCCUGAAAAGAUUGAUCAGAAAUGUACUUUAUGAGUGAUUUUACUAAAAUGCACUUAUAUUAGGCCUUACUUAUUUGCUAGUCCAGCGUAACUUCUAGAAGUGGUUAUGAUUUAAGACUUAAAGUAUUCCAGUAAGAAGAUAUGUCCUGACUUUUAAAUGGUUCUUCAACUUUUCUGUAGAUACAGGAGGGUGUUUAAAUGUUGGAGCUGGUCACACAGAACAAACUGAAAAAGACUUUAGCGAGGGGUUAGUCCUAAUUCCUUGUAUGUGGAAUACAAAUCUGAGGUUCCACAGAAGUCUGGAACCAUCUCUAGGUAGCCAGUCACUCUCCCUCAAGAAAUGCCCGCAUGUAGAAAUUCAGUCACUGAAUGUUGACCUUCCAGAAAUGUCCUUCCUCCAUAUCUCCCGGGCAUGGGACUAUCAAGUUUGGUUUUUGUUUUUGUUUUUGUUUUUGUUUUUUUUCCAAUCUGGGCACUUAUACCUCACUAUGCUUUCAAAAUAGUGAUGUUACCAAGGAACAUCUAUAAAGGGUUGGGAACCAGAAGCUUGGGAUACCAUGGACCCCAUUUAUUGUUCUGCAGUCUUUAUAGAUCUUACAGGUUCUGGUCAUAAGGAGAGAGAAGGAUCCUUGACUUUUUCUCUGCCAAGGGGUUAGAAGAGAAAGGAGGAGUGUAAAAUAGAAAGUUAUCUAUUUCCUUAUAAAUGUAUUAUUACCAGUAGGCUUGGGAAAUGUUGCAGAGAUUAUAGAGCCAUUAUUAUGUCAUAAUUGUCAUAUGUCAUUAAUAUGUGAUUAAUUUUGAGUCAUUGGCACAGAAAUCUACCUUCAAAGCACAGAUCCUUAAUUGAUACUUAAACACACAGUAAAAUUAGUAUCAGACACAUUUCUUUAAAAAAUAUCAGAAAUCUGGUGAUUUUUCGUGAAAUGUAUUCUCUAUCCCACACAGAUAUAUACAAGCCACACUAUUAAUGAUCUAUUUAAAUACAGUUUUAUCGUGUCCUUUUCUAAUGAUCUGAGGUUCUGUUUCAAUUUCAUUCAUCAGUCCAGGAAACAAGGACUCUUAUUGAAGUUAAUAGCUUCUAGGUCGUGGGUCUUUUUUCUGACAUAUAAUACACUAUUGGCCAUGGCCAGUAAGAGAAGAUUUGUGCAAAUCACCUACCACAAUGCCUGGCACAUAGUAGCCAUUCUGCUGUGGUCUCUUUACUCUUCUUGUCACUUAUUUGGGAGAAAGAGGGUAAUGCAGGAUCAAAGGAGAACAAGAAAUUAUAAUGUUGGUAUUGCUGUCCUUUCUCUUAUUUAUAGAUGGUUUCUUAAGCACAUUUGGUUUUGAUGAAAGCUGUACUUUUUUAUAUUCAAUAUCUCUAAGCCCUCUCUUGGGAUUGCCGAAUUUAGAUUUUUAUACAUUCUUUAAUAAGCAUUUAGAUCAAUAACAUGGCAAAACUUACUGCCAGCUAAUGGUGUUAGCAUCUUUGUAUGCACAUCACUGUGCAAUAUUGGGAUAUUUUAUUACAUUUUGUUCUUCUGUGAAAGUAAUGGAAAAUAUAAAAUUGAAAGUGCUGAUUAGAAACUUGGGUCUGAUAAAUGUGACACACUUGAGACAUGGGUGGAAAUGGUCCAGAGUUCAUUGCACAUCUGGUCUGCUCCAUGUUAUCAAAGAAUGUCUUUAAUGAUGAUGUGAAAUUCUGCAUUCUUUAGAAACAGCACUACCCAUUAUGACAUGAAUUUAUUCAACUUCCACAUACUCAACAUUUAUACACAUUUUUAGGAAUAUGUUAUGUAACAAAACCAUGAAUUUCAAUACAGUGAGGAUCCAAAACCAGAUUGUAACUAGGUACCAAACAGACUGUUAAAAAUUUCUCUGUGUGAUGCUUUGGGAGGCAACGCAUCCCCGUCCUUCCCCAAGAUUUUAUGAGCUGGUUCAAUAGAAAGUGAAGCUAUUAGUCAAAUUCACUGCCAUUGCCUUUCCUUCUAACUGUACAAGGUACAUUGCCCUCCAGUUCCUAGGCUAGUAUUCUUCCUUCAUCUUGUAUUAAAACCUGAGAGUAGAUAACUCAACAGUAUAAGAAGCAAAGCAUGAAGACUGAGAGAUUAUGAACAAGAGGCUGGUGUUGCAAGCAAAUCAUUUAACUUGACAUAUUUAAUGAUGUGAAUAAACCUUAAUGCUUUGCCAUAAGUAGGCAAAGUGAUAGUAUGUAAAUUACUUCGGUGAGUAGUUUUACAAGUCAAGCUGAAUACCUAUUCUUCCCUCCAUUUUUCUGGCUUUGUUGCUAAAAAAGAGAGGUUUUAUUUCAUCCUGUAUCACCUCAAUAGUUGGGAUUUUUUAGAUCCCUGUCCCAUAUGCACCAGGAAAUAAGAUGGUUUUCUGUGCUCCUCUGUCAAAGAAUGGUGUGUGGCUUUGCAGCUGGUUGGCUGAGGAAGUAUUAAUACCGACUCAUUUGAGUCUGAGAACCAAAUGUUUUAAGUGAUUGCUUCUUGAAGAGAGAACUUAGAACAAUCAUAAAGUUUUCCUGUGACUAAAACAUUUCAAGCAAGAACAGAAAAGAUAGAGGUGCAAAGUGAUAAAUAGCAAUAGAAGGACUGCCCCAACCCAGAAGUAAGUACUGGGAAGAGCAACAUUACAAAGUAGAAAGAAGGAAUACAAUUUCAAAGAAAAGGUGAUCUGAAACUGGCCCUUGUACACAGAAGGCAAGGAGAGUAAAGAAAGAGGCAGCCCACUCCAGAUUGAUAGGGUAGCAGUUUUAAUAAGCAAGGAAAUUUGCAUACAAGGUUUGUGUUGAGCGGUCAUAAGGCAAGUAGAUCUUCCGCAUCUGCCCACCAGAAUCUUAAAAGUUCACAUAGAGAGGCCUUAACUGGGUACCGUCACAUAUACUGUCCAGAUGAUCUCAACAACAUCUUACUCACUCAAGGCUAUGUCCUUAGAAUAGCUCCCACUUUGGGAAUGGUGGGCAGAGUAUAUAUUCCAAAGACAGGGAAGGGGGUGAGGCUCUCUGAUUGCCAGGGUCCAGCUCAAGGACCAAUUGGUGGUCAGAUCCUUUCAAUUACCUUCUCUAGCAGUAGCUGAGGUUGGAAAUCAGAAGAUAUAUUAUUUAUAGAGCAAGACUUUUGAAGAUCAUGUUAAUCAAGAAUGAGAAUAAAAGAUGGAAAUUGUG
Messenger RNA from Hyaena hyaena (striped hyena), 5925 nucleotides. RefSeq names its product phosphoinositide-3-kinase adaptor protein 1 (gene PIK3AP1). Gene Ontology annotation, molecular function: signaling receptor binding; phosphatidylinositol 3-kinase regulatory subunit binding. The record is from RefSeq and is a predicted model, not a curated record. Gene Ontology annotation, cellular component: cytosol. The transcript has 17 exons. The coding region runs from base 56 to 2479 and encodes 807 amino acids. Gene Ontology annotation, biological process: signal transduction. Lineage: Eukaryota; Metazoa; Chordata; Mammalia; Carnivora; Hyaenidae.